Messenger RNA from Oryzias latipes (Japanese medaka), 1883 nucleotides. It is a transcript of the gene tmem179ba, whose product is annotated as transmembrane protein 179Ba. NCBI's taxonomy places the organism in Eukaryota, Metazoa, Chordata, Actinopteri, Beloniformes, Adrianichthyidae. The record is from RefSeq and is a predicted model, not a curated record.
UUCCUCUCUGCCGCUUUUACAUCGUUCUGCUUCCAGAAGGACCGGGGCAGCUGGAUGAUGGCGCUGUCCGUGCUGCUGCUGCUGGAGCUGGGGCUGUACGUCAGCUGUUUCAUCUGCGGGAUCGUCACCGCCGCCUCCAUCACUAUAGUCCAGGGUAACUUCGGCGGGCUGUGCAUGCUGUACGGACGCGUCACCUACAAUGAGUCGGCCAAACUCAUCGGGGUGCAGGCUUCCAGCUCCGCCUCUAUCUGCUACUUUGUGUCGGCCAUAUCCAUCCUGGUGGCGGUGUUGUGUUUGUCCCUCUCCCUGUCCUGGGCGUACACUCUGUGCACGGAGCGAGACACCAGAAGGGAGCGCCUGUGGAUGAACUUGAUCAUCAUAGUCAGUGGCAUCUUCCUCUUCUUCCUGCUCAUCACAGGAUGCAUGCUGAAGAUUGGACGGGACUCGCUAUGCGACUCAAUCCAGCAGACUGUUCACAACAUCACCUACUGUAUCGAUGCUCAGGCCUUGAAGUGGAUCAGCCCACUGCAAGGAGACAAAUUCUACACCAAUAUGUACAAAGCCGAGACGGCGGUGUGGGUCAACUUCUUCUUCUGGAUGAUCAUCGUGGUUCUGGUGUUCAUCCAGAGACGGCAGACCUCCGGGUCAAAGUUGAUCACCGGGGGCUUCGCUGGGCCAACUGAAGGGCUUUUUGGCGAGCCCAGUGCGACUCCAUCAGAGACGGAACCGUUUUUCAGACCGCAGUGAACCCAUACAACGUGAAUACUAUCGCUCUGGGGGGAAAAAGCAUUUACAGUAACUACAUUAACCAAACAUGACAACGGUACAUUAUAACACCGAUAAAACCAUCAGAUUGGAACUAAGAUGGAUCAGGUUGAAGUGCUCUCUGAACUGAAAAAACAGAGAAUCCUGCCACAGAUUCCAAAUCUCACUUAAAAAAAAAAAAAAAACAACAAAAAAAACCCUUUGAAUGGAGGUUUCAUAAACCAACAGUUUGCUACCAAAAGCAGUUUUAUAUCCCAUUGGUGUUUUUCUAAGGCCUGUUAAUUUUAAAAUGUUGAAUCUGCGCGUGCUUCAGCUGAAUAAAUCGUAUAUAAUUUUUGUGCUACGUAUUUAUUUAGUUUGUCUUUAUUCAAUCCAGGGAUUACUGGAAUUUCUGCACUAUAAGGCUCGUUUAGCCAGACAAGAGUCUGACAUAAGUUAGUCAGACUUUAUUACCUGCGUUGACAUAACGCUAGAACUUAUUUGUGACACGCUGCACGUUAGCCAUGUUGGAAGCCAUUAUUAGUGUAUUUGCAAUACCUGGAACUCCAUUCCUUGUUUGCAACAUUUAAGAACAGACUGAUACUGCUAAGACAAACGUUACUGCGACUACGCUAACCCUCAACGGUCCAACCCCGUACCCCUCAGUGUCUUCACAAUAACACCCAACCAAACAUUUAGACGAUGGGCUGUGUUCCCCUCAAAAUUACUUCAAAAUCUGUAAAAACAACCAGAAUUAUUCCAUAUAUAAGGCACUGUGGAUUAUAAAGCGGAGUCAUUUUUUGAAAAAAAUUGAAGGCUUUUAGGUGCGCCUUGUAGUGCGGAAAAUACUUUAUUUUGAAACUUUUCUCAGAAAAAGGAGCUAUGAACGUGCAGAUUCAAACAUAUUGUUGUUGGGAGUAACGCACACAAGCAGUACAAAUGAGUCUACAUAAAAGCUGUGAAAUGUUUGGAUUUGGUGCCAACAAAUGGAUUUAUGGGCCAAAACUGAAGAAAUCUUUAGCAAUGUCUCCCUCUGCUGGCCAACAAAGAAACGACUGGCAUUUAAACCCCCUUGUCUUAGUUGUAAAUGCUUGUGCUGCUUUUCUGAUGCCUUUUUUUUAAAUAAAGUUGAAGUCUGG